GAGGUGUUUACCAAGCAUCAUCAGCUGCGAUCUCACACCUGCCAAGCACGCGCACACCCAGGUACGAAACCUUACAUGUGCACACACUCAGGAUGCACCAAAUCGUUCGAUACGAACCAAAAAAUUAAAGGUCACGUUAAAACUCCUGACGGCUCGUGCACCUUCACGUCCGUGCGCAUGAUGAUUCAUCAUUCAGAUAAACGUCACAUGUGUGCACACCCAAAUUGCUUACCUGUAUUCAACACUGAUACUACAUAUUACCCGACAAGGACGUCCCUCAGGCUCAUGUACAUUAGGCCCACCCUCCAAUAUGCAUGCAUCCCUCAUGCAACGGACAAACCUUCGCUUUUCAGCACAAUCUGCGAGUUCAUCAGAAUUUACACUAACAACAAGAGUUAGAAGCCGUUCUCGCAGACGUAGAACCAUCAGAAGCAACAGACUUGUGUUGCAAACGUAGACGCGGCGGAGAAGUGGGCAAAGACUGUAAAUG
Molecule: messenger RNA, 490 nt
Organism: Suillus subalutaceus
Lineage: Eukaryota; Fungi; Basidiomycota; Agaricomycetes; Boletales; Suillaceae
Exons: 1
Coding region: 76-399 (107 amino acids)
Source: RefSeq, a predicted model, not a curated record